AUGGCAGCCAGCAAAUCCCACCCUCGCGUCUCCCUAACCCUCCUCAUCACAACCCUGGUUAGCCUCGGCCUCGCCGCCAAACCGUCCUCGGGCUGCGGCAGCGCCCCCAAGCUCAUCACGUCGGCCAGCACGCAGACGCCUCUUACGCUGACCGUCAACAACCAGAAGCGCGAGUUCUUCGUCAAGCUGCCCGACAACUACAACAACACGCACCCGCACCGGCUGGUGCUCACGCUCCACGCGCUGGGCGGCCAGGCAUCGCAGGUCGUCGCCGGCACGGGCGGCUACCUGCCCUACUACGGCCUCGCGGCGCUGGCCACCAGCACCAACGCCACCCUGGCCACCAACACGCGGACCAUCUUCGUCGCGCCCAACGGCCUCAGCAACGGCUGGGGCAACACCAACGGCACCGACGUCAAGUUCAUCGCGCAGGUGCUCGCGGCCGUCGAGGCCGACGCGUGCGUGGACCAGUCCCUGCGCUUCUCGACGGGCUUCAGCUUCGGCAGCGCCAUGUCGUACAUCCUGGCGUGCUCCAUCGGCGGCGGCAUCGACGGGCUGCGCGCGGUCGCCGCGCUGUCGGGCAACCCGCAGAUCAGCGGCACGUGCCCGGGCAGCACGGCGUCGGCCGAUGAUGCGGUCGCCUACUACGGCCAGCACGGCACCAGCGACACGGUGCUGCCCAUCGCCGGCAGCCGGUCCAUGCGCGACCGCUUCCUGCAGCUCAACGGCUGCGACGCCGCCCAGAAGGAGGCCACAGACCCCGCCACCGGCAGCGGGACUCAUGUCAAGACUGUCUACCGCGGCUGCAAGCCCGACAAGCCCGUCGUGUGGGUCACGUUUGACGGUCCGCAUACGCCGACGCCCAAGGACAAGGGGCAGAGCGAUACGUGGGUCCCGGCAGAGACGUGGGCGUUUUUCUCGCAGUUUACGUGA
Molecule: messenger RNA, 933 nt
Organism: Lasiosphaeria miniovina
Lineage: Eukaryota; Fungi; Ascomycota; Sordariomycetes; Sordariales; Lasiosphaeriaceae
Product: feruloyl esterase A2
Exons: 1
Coding region: 1-933 (310 amino acids)
Molecular function (GO): feruloyl esterase activity
Source: RefSeq, a predicted model, not a curated record